AAAACCUUUUUUUCGAAAAAAAGAGUGUUGGGAAAAGAACUUUGAUUCCCAUACUGAAAAUUUAAAAGGAUUUGGUAAUGAAAAAGGGAUUCGCAUAAUCCAAAAAUAUAUUAAAAAAACAAAUAGAAAAUGUUAGAGAUAGAGAUAGAGAUAGAGUUAUAGAGAGGUGAAGUGUCAAUUUUCGAGAAGAAUACAUUCUUCUUGAAUAUAUAUGAUUCUUAAGGGCUAGUCGGUUGAUGGAAAAUUUUGACAAUAAUCAUAUGUUCAUUUAGUUUCUUUUUCUUUUUUCCUUUUUGCCCUUUAAUCUUUUAUGGUGUCCAAAUUCUGGGUUUAUUCUUAUUCUUAUUUUCAUAUAAAUUUUGUUGUUUUGCUCUGACUGUUCAAGUUUAGAAGAAGGGAGCUAAGCUUAUUUAUCUGUGAGUGUACCCUUCGUUUUUUUUUUCUUAGCUUAAAAUUUAAGUGCGAAUCUUCACUGUUUUGGGGUUUAUUUUUAUCUGUUUCUGCAUAAAUUUUAGGAUUUUGAUUAUCAGUUUGGUUAUGUUUCUUAGCUGUUGUUAUCUUAGUAUAGAGAAUAAGAACAUAAAAGCAUGGAAGAUGUUUGAUAAAAGCUGCAAAAGGGAAAAUUAUCGCUUUACAAGUCAAUUAUUGUUGUUGUUGUUAAUGUUUCAACUUUAACGGGGGUAAAUGAAUUGCAUUUCAGAUUCAAAAGUUGCUUAGAGAAUUUCUUAUUUAAGUGAUUGAAUGACUUGCUUGAGGAAUCUGAUUGAUGAGGAUUCUGAAAUCAAUGCCAAACCGAUCGGUCCUGUAUCGUGUAUCGAUGUGGAGAAUGUUGAAAGGCCUAAUAAGAAGGUCUUCUCGAAUGGAGAUUUAUAUGUUGGUGAUUUUAAGGAUGUUCUUCCCCAUGGCAAGGGGAAGUAUACGUGGUCGAACGGAAUGGUUUAUGAGGGUGAUUGGGAAGCAGGGAAAAUGACAGGUAAAGGAUUGUUACUUUGGCCAUCGGGAGAAAGAUACAACGGUGAUAUCUCGGGGGGUUACCUUCAUGGUUUUGGCACGCUUACAUCACCUGAUGGAUCCAUGUACGAAGGACAAUGGAGGAUGAAUAUACAGCAUGGAUUUGGAAGAAAGAAGUAUUCUUAUUCAGAUGUUUAUGAAGGGGAGUGGAAGGAAGGUGAGCAUGAAGGUAAUGGUAGAUACUUUUGGAACAAUGGAAACAAAUAUACCGGGAAUUGGAAACGCGGGAAAAUGCAUGGUAGAGGUGUUAUGGAAUGGGUAAAUGGUGAUAAGUACAAUGGUUGUUGGUUAAAUGGUUUGAGACACGGGUCGGGAAUUUAUCAAUAUGCCGAUGGGGGAUACUAUUUUGGAACAUGGACCAGGGGGCUUAAGGAUGGUAAAGGAGUUUUCUAUCCUGCUGGUAGUAAACGCCCUUCUCUAAAGAAGUUUUGUAUCUCUCUGGGAUAUGAUAAUGGUCCUAAAAGUGUGUUGUCUCAAUGCUCAUCAUUAAAUUUGGAGGGAAGCACAGUCAAGAAACGAAGUGUUAGGCGUAGUGUUUCUGAGAAGAUCUCAGUGAGUGGAGUUCUAAGAAGUUCAGGUCGAAUAUCGCAUAAGAGUGCUGAGAGUUCUAGACAUUCUGAUUCCAGUAAAGAAUCCAUGCACCAUUAUUCCUCAGGCACAUUCUCCUUUGAUUCCGAUGGCGGUCAAAGUGAGGCGCAAAAAAGUACUGCAGUAGUUUACGAGAGGGAAUACAUGCAAGGAGUUAUGAUCAAAGAGAGAGUCCGAGGUUACACUGAAUUACCAAAGAAGGCCGAAAAGAAAACUAAACAUCACGCCAAAGAAACCAAAAAGAGUUCGUGUUUUGGCAUUUUCAAAGGCAAAAACAGCUAUCAUUUGAUGCUUAAUUUACAACUCGGUAUAAGGUAUACUGUUGGCAAGAUAACACCGGUCCCUAAGCGUGAGGUUCGAACUGCUGAUUUUGGCCAUCGAGCUAGAAUUACUAUGUUUUUCCCUAGAAGGGGUUCACAGUUUACGCCUCCACACAAAUCUGUUGAUUUUUGCUGGAAAGAUUAUUGUCCUAUGGUUUUCAGGAACUUGAGGGAGAUGUUCAAGCUAGAUGCAGCUGAGUACAUGAUGUCCAUUUGUGGUGAUGAUGGUCUCACAGAGAUUUCUUCUCCGGGAAAAAGUGGAAGUAUCUUCUAUCUAUCUCUUGAUGAUAGAUUUGUGAUCAAAACAUUGAAAAAAUCCGAGCUCAAGGUUUUACUGAAGAUGUUGCCUAAAUAUUAUAAUCACGUGAAAGAACAUGAAAAUACUCUCAUAACAAAGUUUUUCGGGCUCCACCAGAUAACUGUACAUGGCAAAAGAAAGGUGCGGUUUGUGGUUAUGGGGAAUAUGUUUUGCACAGAACUGCGAAUUCAUCGUCGUUAUGAUCUAAAGGGAUCAACUCACGGAAGAUGUACCGAUAAAGAUAAAAUUCACGAAAAUUCUAUAUUGAAGGAUCUUGAUCUAUCGUAUGAGUUUCAAAUGGACAAAUCAUUGCAGAAAUUCUUUUUUCACCAAAUUGCUCUAGACUGCAAUUUCUUGAAAUCUCAACAUAUAAUUGAUUAUAGCCUUCUAUUGGGGCUACAUUUUAGAGCUCCUGAGCAACUAAAUGGCCUGCUAAAACCUCCCAUGAUGCCUAAUACUGAGAGUUCACCGGCAGGUCAAGGUCCGACUACAGAUGGAGAAGUGUUAUUCCCUUCAAAAGGCUUGUUGCUUGUGGCCCACGAACCCAGCUCCGUUAGCACUGAUCCCGGUCCUCAUAUUAGAGGAAGACCCUUAAGAGCUUUCUCUCUAGGUGACAAGGAAGUCGAUGUUUUGGUUCCCGGUACUGGAAGGUUACAGGUACAACUAGGAGUGAACAUGCCCGCACAAGCUAACCAAAAGCUUUCCCGGGAUGAAGCAGAUUCAGCUGAAGUUGAACUUUUCGAGGUUUAUGAUGUGGUUAUCUAUAUGGGAAUUAUUGACAUUUUACAGGAAUACAAUGCAAAGAAAAAGGCCGAGCAUGCAUGCAAAUCGGUGAAAUUUGAUCCCUUGUCAAUAUCUGUUGUUGAACCUGAGCUUUAUGCUCAACGUUUCAUCAAUUUCUUAAAGCAAAAAGUUUUCCCGGAACAACCAUGAAAAAAAACAGAUAUAUGUUUCUACCAUUGCUUCUAUAUUUUGGUUCACUUUGACAAAAUCGAUAAGCCAAUAACCAUCUGUACCUACUGUAUUGUUUGCAAGUGAUAUUGAGAUAUCUAAUAGCUAAGAAUUAAUCAAGCUUUGGUUCUGCAUGCAA
Gossypium raimondii (Peruvian cotton) is the source of this 3307-nucleotide messenger RNA. Its product is annotated as phosphatidylinositol 4-phosphate 5-kinase 8. Gene Ontology annotation, molecular function: ATP binding; 1-phosphatidylinositol-4-phosphate 5-kinase activity. The coding region runs from base 742 to 3150 and encodes 802 amino acids. Gene Ontology annotation, biological process: phosphatidylinositol metabolic process. Lineage: Eukaryota; Viridiplantae; Streptophyta; Magnoliopsida; Malvales; Malvaceae. The record is from RefSeq and is a predicted model, not a curated record. The transcript has 9 exons.